CCAUCCUUCCCUUCAAGAAGUCGUGCGUGCUCGUGCGAAGUCGUGACAAGUGGCAGAGAGGUAGCUACAGAGAUCGCGAUGGACCUCAGGGCGCUCGCCUUGGCUGCUGCCGUGCUCCUCGCCCUGGCCGCGCCGGUGCCGGUUCUCGGGCAGGGCGUGGCGACGUCGUGCACGGCAUCGCUCAUCACCAGCUUCACGCCGUGCCUCAGCUUCAUCACCAACAGCACCAACGGCGGGGGGUCGUCCCCGACGGCGGACUGCUGCCGGUCCCUGUCGGCGGUGGUGACCACGAGCACCAGCUGCGCCUGCCUCAUCCUGACCGGCAACGUGCCGCUCGGCCUGCCGAUCAACCGGACCCUCGCCGUCACGCUGCCCAAGGCCUGCAACUCCAUGUCCGUCCCGCUCCAGUGCAAAGAUACUUCGGCUCAGCUCCCAGCUCCGGGCCCCGUCGCAGUCUCUCCUGCCAUGCCCCCGCUCCCGCCAAUGACGCCGGAGCCGCCGGCGCCGCCGUCCGAGACCACCGUGACGAUGCCGCCGACUAGCCAGACCCAGGGGGAGACGAGGCCGCAGGUGGUGCCCAGCUCUGCCUGGAGGGACAGUGCGCCUUUGUCCGUGAUGCUCUUCAUCGUUGGAGCCAUGCUGGUCUGAUCGGAUUCGAGUUAAGCUGAGCACGCAGAGCAGCACUGUUGCUGCUAGACGUGCUGAUUACUUGUAUGUGUUUUUUGAGAUUGUUUUGUCGGACACUUGUACACAUAUAAAAAUAGUACAGUAAUUAAUUCAAUCAUUGGGCAAGUA
Hordeum vulgare subsp. vulgare (domesticated barley) is the source of this 795-nucleotide messenger RNA. Its product is annotated as non-specific lipid transfer protein GPI-anchored 20-like. The record is from RefSeq and is a predicted model, not a curated record. Lineage: Eukaryota; Viridiplantae; Streptophyta; Magnoliopsida; Poales; Poaceae. The transcript is spliced from 3 exons. The coding region runs from base 79 to 648 and encodes 189 amino acids.